CAGGUAUUGUGGGUGACUCCCAGCACGGGCGAGGAAUAAGCUACGGACGUGUCUAGAGGAGGCUUCAGCGAGAUAGCUGCAGCGGUAGCGAGAGUAGGGAUAGCGUACGGUGGGUGGGCAGCGGUGAAGAGUCGAGAGCGGCCGGAUGGAUUUUGCGGGGUUCGGGUUGGAGCGCGUGGCGAGCUUGGAGGACGGCAGCGACGCCGACGACUGGGAGCCGGCCGGCCGGGACGACCCGAACGGCGCCAGGGAGGCGUCUGGUAACGAGUCCGCUGAAGCGGCUUCGCCGGCUGGCACCGACGGCCGUCGCGAUUCCCCAGUCGCGACGACUCGCCGUCGCAGUCGCCGUCGCAUUCGUCGCGAUCUUCAUCGUCGCUGUCGUCUAGGUCGUCAGCGUCGUCGCGGUCGUCGCACAGCGACGGGGAGAGCGAGGAUCGGGGCGCGGUGGAAGAGAGGAGGGUAGGCGAUGGGGGAGGGGAGGAGGAGAGGGAGGGCGGGUAUGAAGGAGACGGGCUGCGAGCCGAUGCCAAGGACAACGGUGGCGGGGACUCGGCGGGACGAGACGCCGGCGGCGACGGGCGUGAGGGCGACAAGCGGGAGGGGAGGGGGUGUGGGCAAGGUGGAUGGGGGGUUGGGCGUGAGUCUGGACUUUGACGAGGACGACGGGAGUGACUAUAACGCGUCUAGCGACGGCGAGGGAGGCGGGACAGGGAGCGACAGAAGCGGAGAGGACUGGCGAGGCGCGGGGGCGAGGGCGGCGAGGGGGGGAGCUGCAAGAGAGUGGCGUGAAGCGCAAGGAGAGGGGCUCGCCCGGGGCACCAGAGAGCGCUGGGCGAGCAGCCAAGCGGGCGGACACAGGGGCAGGAGGCGGGGCAGCGGGCAGCACGGGGGCAUCCUCAGGGCUGCUGGUGCGUGUGGUGGCGGACCACUACAGCCGGCGCGACAACCAGCAGCGGCACGUGCGCGAGGCCAGCCCCAUCAUCCACCUGAAGAAGCUCAACAACUGGGUCAAGUCCGCCCUCAUCCGCCUGCACACGCACCCGCCCCGCGGCGCGCGCGUGCUGGACCUCGCGUGCGGCAAGGGCGGCGACCUCACCAAGUGGGCGCGCGCCGGGGUCGGGUUCUAUUUUGGGGUGGACGUGGCGGAGGGGUCGGUGCACGACGCCAUGGCGCGGUACAACGGGGACUCAGACGAGUCGUUUGCCAUGCGCUUCCCGGCGAAGCUGGCGUGCGCGGACUGCUUCGGGGUGGCGUUGGACCGCGAGCUGGCGGCGUGGGCGCCGUUUGACAUCUGCUCCACGCAGUUCGCGCUGCACUACUCGUUCGAGACGGAGGAGCGGGCGCGCUGCGGGCUGCGCAACAUUGCGGCGCUGCUGCGGCCGGGCGGCGCAUUCAUCGGCACCAUCCCCGACGCCAACGUGCUCGUGCAGAAGCUGCGCGCCGCGCCCAGCCUCAGGUUCGGCAACGCCGUGUACUCGGUGGAGUUCGCCGCGGAGUUCGGCGUGAAGCACUUCCCGUCGUCCCGGCCGUUUGGCAUCCGGUACGAGUUCCGGCUGGAGGACGCCGUGGACUGCCCUGAGUGGCUCGUGCCCUUCCCCUUCCUGCGGCGCCUGGCUGGGGAGUACGGGCUGCAGCUGGAGUACCACGCCAACUUCCACGACUUCAUCAAGACGCACGCCGCCGUGGAGCCGCACGCGUCGCUGCUGCGCCGCAUUGUGGGCGAGGCGUGGCGCGAGGAGAUGACGGCGGACGAGUGGGACGCAGCGUACCUGUACUGCGUGUUCGUGUUCCGCAAGGAGGGCGACGACGAGGGGGCGCAGGGGGCUGGGGGGGAGGGGAGAGGAGGGAGGAGGUGUGCAGAAGGAUGGAGAGUGAUGAUAUCUUGAUACUUUGAGGCCGGACGGUCCUGGCUGUUGUGCCUGUGGGGGUGUGGUAUUGAGCUGCAUGCGUGCAGCCUGGUCCAAGGGGUAAAAGAGAGGCAAGUGGGCAGAGCAGGACCUCAAGCUCAAAUUUAGGCACCCUGCCCUCAGGGCACACGCUCUGAAAAGUGUGCACCUCACAGGGUUUGUGCUUUAUGUAUGUUGGGCUGAGAAAAGCCCUAGGAUCUUUUCAGAGACUAAGUCCCCCUUGUACAAGAUGCUUGAGUAGUUGACAGGCCCCACGAUAUCAGGAUUUUUACGCCUUUAACGCUUUUUUUCAGGGUUAUUCAACCUUCGACUACCCACAAGUUCAUGUGCUCAGGUUCACUCUGAUAAGACUUCCGCUGUCUUACUAGUCUACCAUUCCAGCAAAGAUCCUGGACCAACAUUUGAGGGUUUGCCAAGUGUUCUCAUUAAUAGUUUUAUACUUAGUCUUUUACAA
Messenger RNA from Closterium sp. NIES-67, 2361 nucleotides. NCBI's taxonomy places the organism in Eukaryota, Viridiplantae, Streptophyta, Zygnematophyceae, Desmidiales, Closteriaceae. The record is from the annotation of a GenBank genome assembly.